Messenger RNA from Sardina pilchardus (European sardine), 4292 nucleotides. RefSeq names its product endosome-lysosome associated apoptosis and autophagy regulator family member 2a (gene elapor2a). The transcript has 22 exons. Bases 136 to 3177 code for a protein of 1013 amino acids. The record is from RefSeq and is a predicted model, not a curated record. Lineage: Eukaryota; Metazoa; Chordata; Actinopteri; Clupeiformes; Clupeidae. Gene Ontology annotation, cellular component: membrane. Gene Ontology annotation, biological process: positive regulation of BMP signaling pathway.
UCCUUUCCUAGGCAAACCAAGGGGACAGACGCACCUCGCAUUCAGUGAUAACUGGACUACUCUGGAUGAAAACAUUACCGCGAUUAGGCUAUAUGAAGUUUCUACAUGUUGCGGUAAACUAAUCGUUUUCACAGAAUGGAGCACCCAAGGCACCGUGCUCAAUUUAAAGCGUUUUACAUAAUCUCUCCAACCGCCUGGAUUCGAAGCGCUCUCAUCCUCUGCGCGCUCCCGUCAGUGGCCGUGUCGAAGGACCUACCUCAAUGCAAGGAGACGGACUACUACUUUGAGUACACAGAGUGUGACAGCACGGGGUCGCGCUGGAGAGUGGCCAUCCCACAGACCCAGGGGGAAUGCACUGGGUUACCCGACCCCGUCAGAGGCACAGACUGCACCUUCACGUGUGAGGCGGGGGAGUUCCUGGAGAUGUCAGCGCAGGAGUGCACGCAGUGCGCCGCUGGAACCUACUCCCUCGGCAGCGGCGUCCGCUUCGACGAGUUUGACGACAUCCCCGUCGGCUUCACAAGCGUGGCCACCUACCUGGACAGCGACAACCACGUGGAAACUGAGCUCACCUGUAACGGCUCCUCUUGGGUUGCCCAGGGCAACCAUCUGGAGUCUAACCGGGAUGAGUGCACGGUGUCCCUGAUCUACGCCGUGCACCUGAAGAAGCAGGGCUCCGUCACCUUUGAGUACCAGUACGUGGACAAGAACCUCUUCUUCGAGUUCUUUAUUCAGAAUGACCAAUGCCAGGAAAUGGAUCAGACAUCGGAUAAGAAAUGGAUCAAAAUGACCGCUAAUGGAGAGUGGGGAACACACACAGUCAACCUCAAGUCAGGUGCCAACGUCCUCUACUGGCGGACCACGGGCAUCAUGGUGGGUGCCAAGGUGGUGAAGCCUGUUCUGCUGAAGAAUAUUCAGAUUGAGGGAGUGGCCUACACGUCCGAGUGUUUCCCGUGUAAGCCGGGCACGUUCAGCCAUGAGCCGGGGUCCUCCUCCUGCGAGCCCUGCCCUAGAGACACCUACUCGGGCCACGGGGCCAGCUCCUGCACCUCCUGCAACCAGGACACACACUACUCCUCGGAGGGCUCAGCAGUGUGUAAGGCCAAGCCUCCCUGCUCAAAGAAGGACUACUUUCAGAUUCACACUGCAUGUGACAGCGAGGGCAAGACUCAAAUCAUCUACAAGUGGAUCGAGCCCAAGAUCUGCCUGGAUGAUGUGAAGGGUGCAGUGACACUGCCCCCUUCAGGCGAACGCAAGCCCUGCCCCCCCUGCAACCCUGGUUUCUAUAACAACGACACAGCCACCUGCUCCCCCUGCCCCCAGGGAACGUAUUCUGAAGGGAGCAAAGAGUGCCAGUCGUGCCCAGCUGGCACGGAGCCGGUCCUGGGCUACGAGUACAAGUGGUGGAAUGUGCUGCCCGCCAACAUGAAGACCUCCUGCUUCAACGUGGGAAAUAACAAGUGCGACGGCAUGAACGGCUGGGAGGUAGCAGGGGACCACAUUCGCAGUGGAACGGGUGGCUCUGAUAAUGACUACCUCAUUCUCAACCUGCGCGUCCCUGGCUUCAAGCUCCCGACAUCAGCCAUCGGCAGCACGGGCAACGAGUUCGGCCGCAUCACCUUCGUCUUUGAGACCAUCUGCUCGGCAGACUGCGAGCUCUACUUCAUGAUGGAUGUAAACAGGAAAAGCACCAACGUGGUGGAAUCCUGGGAAGGCAGCAAGGACAAGCAGUCCUACACACACAUCAUGAACGUCAACGCCUCCGUGUCCUACACCUGGGCUUUCCAAAGAACCAAUCAGGCUACAGAUGCGCGGCAGUACGGUAACGACAUGGUGAAGAUCUACUCCAUCACGGUGACCAAUGCGCUGGACGGCGUCUCGUCCGCGUGCCGCGCCUGUGCGCUGGUGUCCCAGCGGUCGGGCUCCUCCUGCGUGCCCUGCCCCGCCGGGCACUACGUCGACACCAACCGCUGCCAGGAGUGCCCGCCAAACACCUACCUCGCCGGGCACCACAUCUACGGCCCAGAGGCCUGCCUGCCCUGUGGCCCUGGCAGCAAGAGCAACAAGGAGCACAGUGUGUGUUACAGUGAUUGCUCGUUCUCCCACGUGGAGCAGAACAAGACGUUUGUGUACGACUUCAGUGCUCUGAACACCGUGGGCUCCAUUAUGAACGGGCCCAGCUUCACCUCCAAAGGGACCAAGUACUUCCACCAGUUCAACAUCAGCCUCUGUGGAGCUGAGGGCCAGAGGGCUGCUGUCUGCACGGAUAAUGUCACCGAUCUGUCCAAUAAGGAAUCACAGAGCGGGGAAGCUGCUGAACUGGCCAGUGCAGUUGAGUCCUUCAUCUGUCAAUCAACCAUAAUCCCAGCAGAUGGGCGGGGCUUCAGGACAGCACUCUCGUCCCAGUCCAUCAGCCUUGCCGACAUCUUCUUAGGAGCUUCCGUGGAGAGUACACUUGAUGGUGUCACUGUCAGGGCAGAUUUGUUCCAGGAGACCUCAAAGAAAGUUCCAGAUGUCAACUUCUUUUACCGUUCCCCUCAGGCCACCGCGUCCUGUGACAACGGGAGACAUGCAGUGGUCACUCUGCGCUGUAACCCUGACAAAUCUGCCCGAGGAGAGCUAUCUGUACCCAGUCAAUGCCCGGCAGGCACCUGUGACGGCUGCACCUUCAACUUCCUGUGGGAGAGUGCCAGUGCCUGCCCACGCUGCACCGAGGCGGAUUACCACGAGAUCGAGGGGGCGUGCAAGGGUGGCGUCCAGGACACACAUUACCUGUGGAAUGAGCCCAGGUUGUGCACAGGGGGCGUGCUGCUGCCGGAGAAGAAGACCUGGCCCUGCGAGGCCAUCGACUUCUGGCUGAAGGUGGGCGCUGGGGUGGGGGCCUUCUGCGCCGUGCUGCUCAUCUCCCUCACCUGCUACUUCUGGAAGAAGAACAAGAGGUUGGAGUAUAAGUACUCGCGCUUGGUGAUGUCGGCCAAUAAGGAGUGCGAGCUGCCAGCAGCGGACAGCUGCGCAAUCAUGGAAGGCGAGGGGGAGGAGAUGGAGGACGAGGUGGUCUACUCCAACAAGCCCUCCCUCCUGGGCAAACUCAAGGCCAUCGCCACGAAGGGUAACGAAGACACCAGCGAAUCGGUCCAGCUCAAGUCUUCCAAGGCAGAGCGAUGGGUGUGGGGAUAAAGAGAGAAGAAAGAAACAAGAUGCCGUGCAAGAGACUGAAGCAGAGGGAGAGAGAGAGAGAGAGGGAGAGAGAGAAGAGAAGAGAAGAAGAGAAGAGAAAACCCAUCAGGGAAGAGAGGAGGGUGGUGAUCUUUUCGAUGGGGCCCCCAAGAAUCAGGAUUUGACUCGGGAAGUUGUACAGAACCUAUCUGGUGGCCUUACAAUCGGGUGAAAGGCGGCACCCAUUCCAAAGGGGAAUAUUUAUGUCAAAUUCUGAUGGUUUCUGCUCAGGAAAUGAAGUGGAAAUUUAAAAAAAGAAAAAAAAAACGUUAUUGAUGAUUUCUAUUGUAUUUUAUUGUGUUGUAUUUGAUUUUGUCACUGUGCAUUUUUUUCAAAUUGUUCUCAAUUGGUAUUUAUCCAUUUGACUCUGUACAGGUGUAUACACCCACACCCCAUAUGUGCCCCCCCCAGUAUCCGUCAUGCCUGGUCUGUGAGCUCUUGAUGGGCAUCCGACCCCCACACUCCCCCCCCCCGACUCCUCAGGAGCCCAUAGAACACCUCUCUGUUCCCCUCCGAGAGGUUACCCUCACCUGGCUCUGGUAAGCAACAGCAACAGAGGACCCCUCACUUGGUGCAUAAAAAAUAUAGUAUAAUAUAUAUUCUAAAUAUGUGCAAAUGGAUACCAAUCCUGCAAAAGCCAAUGUUGAAAACUAAAUGAUGAAGCUAGCUAACUAAAUGAAUGAAGUGACCCAUGUUAUUAGAGGGGUUGCUGUAGUCUUUAUUUUGCUGCUUGACCCUCUUUGGGGCUGUUUUAGCAGCACAGGACCUUCAGGGUGAGAUGAGGUACCAAUGGAAUUGUAAGUAUAAAUGACAGCCUGGGCUAUCUGAUAUCCGUGUGCUGAUGACUGACUGUGUUUUUUUCUAGAACAUUCAAGGCAUAAUACACACCCCCUUCCCCAGUCCCCCCCAACUUCCCCCCCCCCGCAUAUUUAAAGUGAAAGUCAAAUGGUGUGCGUUUGUGUUCAACUCUGAGUGGUCUUUGGCCUGUCUGUGAGAUAUUUGCUUUGUUUUUUUGUUUUUUUUUCUUUCUCGUCUUUCUCUUUUUUUUGUCAUAAUAAAUACUUGUUUGCACUGAA